CUUGCCACCAUUGCCCUAAUACAUCGGCUCCCACAGUCUCCUCACUCUUCUUCAUCGAUGCCUUGAAUCUGUCCGACUUCUCACAUACACUCCUUCUGCGAGCAUCCAUCUCCGACCUCCCUCAUACGCCGGCAGCUAUCUCGUCUGGCACCGCCGCGGCUCUCCUCCGCAUCUGAACGGUAAGAAAGAUCACUUUGAACUUCGAUUUUGUUGUGUUGUCAAUUUCUGCAUCCGAACAGUGAGAAACAUCAAGGUGUUGUUUCGAUUUUAUGCCUAUCACUUUUAGCUUCAAUUUUCUUUGUUAUGAACUUAAAUUUUCUGCUUAUGACUCUAUUAACAUCGAUUUUCCCUAAAUUCGAAAUUAAAACUCUUGUAUAUAUCUGAAAUGUUUUAUGCUAGGAAAUCUUGCUAUUAGGGAAUAUGAAAUCUUAUGUUGUUUCCGAAACGUGUUGAAUCUUUUAUAGCUUCUGAAAUGCUAAUGCAAAGUAUUAUGCUGUUGAAUCUUUUACUGAAAGGUUUCAUAUCGUCAAGUUUAGGGAACUGUAAAGCUAACUGUCGAUCAAAGUAUAGAAACUUUCAGCUGCAGUUUUGUUCUGUAAUUUUAUUUUCAAUUAAACUAUAAAGAUGAUAGAGAUACUUGAACGCAAGAAUUUUUUAAACUUCAUUCUUUUUCUGUAUUUCUUUUUCCUUUUUUCCCCUUUCGUGUUUUGAUUCCUUGCAAGCUGCCAUUUAGUAUACUGCCACAUAAUGUUUGCUUUCUACAUUUGAUGGUGGUGUUGGUGGUGGAGAGGAAGGGGGAGAUCUCGUGGAGUUUUCCAACAUGGAUGGGCGAGAGAAGGAAAGAGAUGAAGCCUUGAUGUCUCAAUGCAGGAAUAGUUGUGAGUUUGAAUGUAAAAGAUGAUCACACUGGAUUUUGCUGGAAAAGAGAUUGGUCGGAAUCGUGAAGUAGAUUGGUCGGAGAAGAAGAGGACGACAACAGUUUGGUCGGAGAAGAAGAGAAGGGGACUACGGAGUACAUCAGUAAACCACAAUCACUCUCUAUUAUCGGAUCAAAAUAACUCCUCAAAGCUUCUACGAUCAAAUCUCAUACUAGCAGGAUUGGUGGAAUCUUGAUAUCUCAGUUGUUGUAGCUAUGGCAUUACACGUAGAUCACAAGGCCACCAUCAUUGAUGGAAAAGCAAUCGCACAAACAAUUCGUUCUGAAAUCGCCUCUGAAGUCAGUACCUUGAUUGAGAAAUAUGGCAAGGCUCCAGGACUUGCUGUGGUGAUUGUGGGGCAUAGAAAAGACUCUCAAAGUUAUGUAAGUAUGAAAAGAAAAGCAUGUUGUGAGGUUGGAAUCAAGUCUAUUGACAUAGACCUUCCCGAACAAGUACCUGAAGCUGAAUUAAUCGCAAAGGUCCAUGAGUUAAAUGCAGAUCCAAACGUACAUGGGAUAUUGGUUCAGCUUCCUUUGCCAAAACACAUAAAUGAAGAAAAAGUGUUAACAGAAAUCAGCAUUGACAAGGAUGUGGAUGGGUUUCACCCUCUCAACAUUGGGAAACUUGCUAUGAAAGGAAGAGAACCCCUUUUUCUUCCUUGCACCCCAAAGGGAUGUAUAGAGCUUCUGAAACGCAGUGGAAUUAGCAUAAAGGGAAAACGUGCAGUUGUUGUUGGUAGAAGCAACAUUGUUGGGUUACCAGUUUCACUACUUCUAUUGAAGGAAGAUGCAACAGUUACUGUUGUUCAUUCGCGUACAGAGGAUCCAGAAAGUAUGAUCCGUGAGGCGGAUAUUGUUAUUGCUGCAGCUGGACAACCCAUGAUGAUAAAGGGUAGCUGGAUAAAAAGUGGUGCUGCGGUUAUUGAUGUGGGGACGAAUGCGGUGGAUGAUGCUAGCAGAAAAUCAGGAUAUAGGCUUGUGGGUGAUGUUGACUUUGACCAAGCAUGUAAAGUUGCGGGAUGGGUUACGCCUGUUCCAGGGGGUGUGGGGCCCAUGACUGUGGCCAUGCUGCUUAAAAACACUUUGGAUGGUGCUAAGCGGGUGAUUGGGCAGUAAACUAAACUAACCCAUUUGAUUUCAACUUGUUUCGGUUUUUGUUACAAGAGAUCUUGCAUAUCAUGUAUGGUGUUGUAGCUCAUUUUGUAUUUUGUUUUGAAUCAUAUUGUGAGUGUAUAAUUAUGAGUAUUGUCCAUUUUUAUUUUACAAUGGGUUAGGCUUUUUGAUUAUAAUGGAAUCUAAAGCAAGUCACAUGUUUUAUAAAUAUGAUUCGAGUUGAGCCCAAG
Molecule: messenger RNA, 2259 nt
Organism: Lactuca saligna
Lineage: Eukaryota; Viridiplantae; Streptophyta; Magnoliopsida; Asterales; Asteraceae
Source: the annotation of a GenBank genome assembly